Magallana angulata is the source of this 2355-nucleotide messenger RNA. Its product is annotated as transcription initiation protein SPT3 homolog. The transcript has 19 exons. Gene Ontology annotation, molecular function: transcription coactivator activity; protein heterodimerization activity. The record is from RefSeq and is a predicted model, not a curated record. The coding region runs from base 633 to 1784 and encodes 383 amino acids. Gene Ontology annotation, biological process: transcription by RNA polymerase II. Lineage: Eukaryota; Metazoa; Mollusca; Bivalvia; Ostreida; Ostreidae.
AGGGGAUAAAAGAAUAUGCACUUUCCUUGAUGGAUGUCAUUCUGAACUGAAACAAUGAACGUGAUUGUUUAAGUGACGAUUUCACAGAAAGUAAUGUUUUACUUUACUGCACGCGUCUCCAUCAGUACGUCUGAUAGUCGGUCAAGUGUCGUAUAACUUUGCCAAAUAUUGAAGAUUUACAAGUCCAAAGUGAAGAAUUUACUAAGCUAGGGCAUAAGAGUUCCAUUUUGAAGUGCCACACAGUAUUUUUCAGGAAAACAGACUUACAAAAGAGUGGACACCAGUCUCCAUUUGUUAGCUGCAGGGUUCGAGUUUACGUGGUAAUUUCUGGAUGAUGAGAUAACGACUAGAAAAAAAGACAGGGCACAGUUUUUGAUCAAACACAUGUAGACUUUCCAUCAUUUUAACAGAAAGGAAACCAUGUUUUGAAGAAUCACGUCGAACAGUUCUUUCCAUUUCUGCAGUAAUCACAUAUGUCAACAAAGAUCAGACAGACCAUGUUAUAAUCUGCAUCUAUCACAGAGGAGUCAUCACAGAUUCAUGUAUGAUACUGAAGAUGUGUGUUUCCCUCACUGAUUGAGCCUUUUAACUGGUAAAUUCACAAGGAUAGAAAAUAGCAAGACGAAGAAAAUAUGUCUGGUAAAGACUCUUUAGCCUUUGGGCAGACUCAGAAUGGUCAAACUGCAGAGGCCAAAGGUCAAUCCACUGCAACUAAGAAUUGGUACCUAUAUGAUAUACAGCAAAUGAUGUAUGGAUUUGGAGAUGUUCCAAAGCCUCAGCAUGACUCAGCAGUUUUGAUUGAAGACAUUGUCAGGCAACAGAUGACAUCUCUGCUAUGGCAGGCAGCAGAUGUGGCCUCAACAAGAAACAGCCGCUUUAUUGGACUGGAAGAACUCUUGUUUUUGAUACGCAAAGACAAAGUGAAACUUCAUCGUCUUAUUCGGUACAUGGAUAUCAAGGAUCAGCGGUCCAUGGCCCUGAAAGGAAUCGGUGACGAGGGGGAGGAGGAGGCGGGGUCAGAGAAACCGGCCCAGCCAAUGAAAAAACGCCGCAAGAUCUGCUACGACUUCUUGAGUUCCAUUGAUGCAACAGGAGAACUGGUGGCCUUGUUUGGGGAGGAUGGAGUGGAUGACAUCAAGAAAGAGAGGAUGCUGAGAGCUGAUCUACAGACCAGAUACAUGGACCAGAAACAAUACAUGGAGUAUUGUGAGGCGAGACAAAGCAACUUUGGAAGGAAGUACAAGAUACAGCGCUUCAAGGAUUGGCUGUUGGCGGGGAUCAACAUGGAAAUCAAACCCAAUCAUCACGCCAUAGAGCUCUUCAGUUACUUUGCUUACGAAACAGUGGCGCAGAUUGUGGAUAUGGCCUUAUUAGUUAAACAAGACAAGAAGUCCCUAUAUGGAGACCCUCUGACUAAGGAGGCACCAAAUGUAUGCAUCAACUACUACCACCAGAUAUCUGCUGGGUCAGGAAUCACGUCCCCUCCCCCCUCCACCCCAGGCGCAGUGUCCCCAGUACAGAGUCCUCCUGCUACCCCCACCACACCUGGAUCCACCCUCAGCCUGAGUUCUAGCUCUUCCUCUCUGAGUGCCUCUCUCCCAAAACCAAAGAGCAAGAAACGCAAAAAGAGUGGAAUAGGAAGUGCCUUGGAAAUCUCUACGGCCAUACAACCUGAAGACAUCCACGAGGCCAUGAGGAGGUAUCAUCACUGUAUUGGACCAUUUUCCUCCCACAUUAAAACGAAUCCAAUGGUGCCUCAGCAUACAAAACUACUGUGUCUCUGACCCUUCCUCUUGUUACAAUGUUACAGUACAUGGAGCAGAGUUAAUGAUCGACAGAUCAAGUUUAGAUGGGAGAUCUGCUACACAUAAUAUUGAGUUCCUAAUGGGCAUGGACCAGAUGUCUAUAACACUAUAUCCCACCCCUAAUUCUAAACCAUGUCAGUUAGCUGUAUUUUACAAAACCCCAACUUCAUUCGAUGCCAUGGUUUUCCAGGCAAGCUCAGAGGACUAUAGAUAAUACAACAUUAAAUUUGAAUCAGUUUGUCACUAUUUAGUUGUUGUGUCUAUAAUUCUCAAAUUAAAUUCAUGCAUACAACGUAUAUAUAACACAUUUGUACAUUUAACUGACCUAUAUGUACUAUGUACAUGUUAAGAUAUAUGUUAUGUUUAGAAUGUAUUCAUGCGCCCAUAAAUGAAAGAUAGUCACAACACAAUUUGUGUUCAAAAAGCAGAUUUUAUUGAGCAAUGAUGUUAUAGACUUAUUCUAGUUCAAAGUACUAACAUGUACAUGUAUAUCAUAACAUCACAUUAAUAUUAACACAUGUAUGUGAUAAUAAAAUCAUUUGUUCUUGUA